Hemiscyllium ocellatum (epaulette shark) is the source of this 9071-nucleotide messenger RNA. RefSeq names its product zinc finger protein 271-like. The transcript is spliced from 3 exons. Bases 468 to 1823 code for a protein of 451 amino acids. Lineage: Eukaryota; Metazoa; Chordata; Chondrichthyes; Orectolobiformes; Hemiscylliidae. The record is from RefSeq and is a predicted model, not a curated record.
UCCUAUAGGGACUGAAAACCAAGUGAGGAGAUGAAGGAUUGCACCAUACUACACCAGAGCAUACAGAGAGGAUAGACAUCACAGAAAGAUCCUGACCAUCAGACAAGGAACAACUGCACAACUGUGGUAAGACAUCCAGUCACUUCUCAGCAUUGCUCAACACAGAGAAGGUUGAAACCAUUGUCUGGAAAUUGGUCAGGUCAGGGGAGCUUUGAGGUAUCAUCAGAUCUGAAACUGGUCAGUGGUGUGGAGCUUCCAUCAGAACCAGCCUUUCUGAAGGUUCGGCUGUGGGUGAUCAGUCAGGGUGAGGCUGGGAGGAAGUGUGAGUGGGCUCAAAAUGAGUUUCCAUCAUUUAUCCAGCCUCAUCAACCACUGACUCAAUUUAUAAGGGCUGUUUGAAUAUGAGGUGUGUGAGGAGGACUUCCCAAGUGCAUCUGUUGUACAAUUAGUAACAAAACAACAGCUUCAUGGAAGAUAAACCAUUCAAGUGUGAGGUAUGCGAUCGAGCUUUUGCAAAGUCAUCAACCCUUGUGAAUCACCGACGCAUCCACACUGGGGAGAGACCAUUUAAGUGUGAAAUGUGUGACAAAGCAUUUGCUCAGGUGUCGGGCCUGGUGAAUCACCGACGUAUCCACACUGGGGAAAAACCCUUCACGUGUGAGGUAUGCAACAAGUCAUUCUCAGAGUCAUCGACCCUCCGGAUACACCUACGCAUUCACACAGGGGAGAAACCAUUCUCAUGUGAGGUGUGUGACAAAUCAUUCUCGUCGUCAUCGGAUCUCCGUAAACACCAACGCACGCACACAGGAGAAAGACCAUUCAUGUGUGAAGUAUGUGACAAAUCAUUCUCGUAUUCAUCACAUCUCCAGACACACCGACGCAUCCACACUGGGGAGAAAUUGUUCAAGUGUGAAGUGUGUGACAAGUCAUUCUCUGAUUCAUCAAGUCUCUUGCUCCAUCAGAGGAUUCACACAGGCGAGAAACCGUUUACAUGCAAGAUAUGCAACAAAUCAUUCUCACAGUCAUCAACCCUCCGCAUACAUCAACGUAUUCACACAGGGGAGAAACCCUUUACAUGCGAGGUGUGUGACAAAUCAUUCUCACUAUCAUCGAAUCUCAACACACACAAACGCAUUCACACUGGGGAGAAGCCAUUCAGGUGUGAGAUGUGUGAUAAAUCAUUCACACAGUCAUCAACCCUCAGCAUGCAUAGACUCAUUCACACUGGGGAGAAAGCAUUCACAUGCGAGGUGUGUGACAAAUCAUUCUCAAGUUCAUCAAGACUCCUUCUCCAUCAGAGGAUUCACACAGGGGAGAAACCAUUCACAUGUAAGGUUUGUGAUAAAUCAUUCUCCGUGUCAUCAACACUUCGCAGACACCAACGCAUCCAUACAGGGGAGAAACCAUUCACAUGUGGGUUUUGUGACAAGUCGUUCUCAGAUUUAUCACACCUUCACAGACACCACCAUAUCCACACUGGAGAGAAACUGUUUAAAUGUGAAGCAUGUGAGAAAUCAUUCUGUGACUCAUCAAGUCUCCUGCUCCAUCAGAGGACUCACACUGGGGAGAAACCAUUCACAUGUGAGGUGUGUGACAAAUCAUUUUCAGUGUUAAAUUCCCUCCACAAGCACCAACGCAUUCAUACAGGGGAGAAACCAUUUACAUGCGAAGUGUGUGACAGAUCAUUCUCUGAGUCAUCAAACCUCCGCAGACACCAACGCAUUCACACGGGAGAGAAACUGUUCAUAUGCCAAGUUUGCAGCAAAUCAUUCCAGAGGUCCUGGAACCUCCUGCUCCAUCAGAGGAUCCACACUGGGGAGUAAUCAUUCAAUUGUAAGUGUCUAUUUGGGAGGGAGAAACCUUCUUCAAAGCAUCUUUCUGAAGCCACUUGUGUUUGCUACAAAGAUUUUGCCCUGGCUGUUUGUUUGCAUAGAUAUCACUUGGAAGUGAAGUACAUUCAAGGGAAGCAGAUGUACAUUGCAGACAUGCUGUUGGGAGCUGCUCUUUCUUUGAAAUACAUUAAUGCUGGUCCAGAGUUUGAGAUCUUCCAGAUUCGACAAGAAGAAUCGGCCCAACAUGUUCUGGAAGGCAGCAAACCACAUCUGGGGCUGUGGUCAUGUCUAUGGUUGGUACCAGCUUCCUGGCUGAUCAUUAAUAAACCAACAUUAAAGAUAUUGAAAAUAGAAUUUAUACUUUAUGUAACUUCCAUUAAAAAUUCCUGAUAUGGUCAGUUUAAGACAGAUUAUGCUGAUAAAGUGAAUACAAAUCAGCAUAAAUUCUCAGCCAAAAUGAUGUACUUAUGGUUGUUACGUACUUGUCAAGCACUUAUGUUGAAGCAACAAGUUUUUAAAAAUGUUUGUGAUCAAUUGAAGAAUUUUUAUAUAAGGAUUGUGAUUGUGAUCUGAUUUGAAUUCAUGAUCAAUGCAGUGUGUAAAUAUCUACUAGGUAAUUUGUAAGACAAGACAUUACCUAAAUCCACAAACAUCCAAUCUCUCUCCACCAAUGCUCAGUAGCAGCGGUGUGCACUAUCCACAAGAUACACUGCAGAAAUUUGUCAAGGCUCCUUAGGCAGCACCUUCCAAACCCACAGCAACUUAUAUCUGGAAGGCCAAGAGCAGCAGGUACAUUGGAACACCACUACCUGCUAUUUCCCCUCCAAACCACUCACUCUCCUGAAUUGGAAAUAUAUUACCAUUCCUUCAGUGUCCCUGGGUCAAAAUCCUGGAAUUCCCUCUCCAACAAUGAUACUGUUCUACCUAUACUACAUGACAGAAGCUCAAAAGAGUAACAUACCAGCACUUCUCAAGGGCAACUGGGAUGGAUGAUAAAUUCAGACCAGGAAUUUAAAAAAUAUUUCUGCUUAAUCUUGAUUCUAGUCCUUGAUUUUAAUAAUUUGUGUGUUGUUUUUUGUUGAUCUUUUGGCGUGACUUUUGUAUUUAUAAACUCAAUUGUAUACAGUUCUUGACAAUCUCAUAUAUGGAAUAGACAAAAGGAUGUUUGAAGAGAGGAAGACAACAAUGAAUGAAAAAAUCUACAGCAUUUUGUUUACAUAUUAGUUGACCAGGAUCAAAAAGAUAUGAUUUUCUGCUUUGAACACCUUAAAGAUCACGUUAUUUCGGCCUGGGCUUGAUAAGAUGAGAAUAGAGACUAUUUACCUUUAAGGAGGCUAUGGAUAAUAGUUGCUUAAGUUGUUUCCUUCCAACUGUCAGAUUCUUUCCAAUGCUGGCGAACAGGAAAGAGAUGGAGACCAGGCAGGAGUCUUAAAGAUUGUCUUUAUUGAAAGCACUUCUUUAUAUAUCUUCAAGCUUAAGUUUUAUUUACUGUGAGUAGAUGUGGCUUUUUUAUACAGCAUUGCAACUGAAGCUUAUUUAUACAGUAUUCUUACAGUUAUUUGUCCUUACUGUGAUAAACAGACAUUUUCUUUACAGAGUACUGACUGAUUCUCCUUCUGUUACACAGUUAGCAUGACUCACAUAGGCCUGACAGCACUUACAGUCAUGUGCCCCUUGAGUCAUCCUCAUUAACCCAAUCACAUUUGCUGUUCACGUGUGACUUUGGUCAUGCACCUUAAUCAUCCUAACUACCUUCAGUUGUCACCCUCCACAACUCUCCCGUUUGAUUCUAUCAAAGCACGUACACAAUUGCAAUCUUUAAACAUAGGAGCUGGAGAACUCUGUUUUUGUGCCGGAGAACUGGACUGAACAGAGCGAAUUUUAGCAGGCAUCAAACUCUUAAUAAAAGCAGAGAAGCAUUGCAAAAGGAUGUCAAUAGCAAUUAAAAUAAUCAGAAAGAUCGCUAUGCCUUUGACGAUGGAAGUGCCCAAGGAUCCUAACCAUACCGUCACCCAAUUCCAAAGGAUGUUUUCGGUCGUGGGGGGAGGAUGGUAUUUGAGUUUGUCAGCCUCUUUAUUGAUAUGAUCCACAAAGUUGAUAAUUUUUUCCAAAUUGUCAGGGAUUUAAGUACAGCAUUCUUUCCCAAUGAGGAAACAUGUGCCUCCUUUUUCAGAGAGAAGCCAGUCUAGAGCCAUUUGGUUUUAUAAGGCAGUUGUGUGAUUGGCCACCAUUCUGGCACUGAUUUUAUGUAAAGCCUGGGCAGUGUCAUUGACUAUCUGCUCCAAGGCAGCAGCCAGAUUGUGGGAUUCCCUGGCCAACCUCGCAGUGCAAUAUGGGGGAAACAGAACGGAAAAUAAUUAUUUGGUUUCGGUCAUGGCACGCUUGCACAUAGUAGAGUGGAUAUCAAGCAGUUUAGUAAGGCGAUACAUAAAUGGAACCACAUAAGCAAGAUUACAGGAGCCAGGAUGGGGGUAACCAAGCAUAAUAGAUACCAUUAAAAGAAUUGAAAUGGGUAAUAAUUUCAGGGAACCAGUUUUAUUGAAAAGUGCCUUUAUGAUUGACUUUGUGAAAAGUAAGACGGCUAUUGGACCCCUGUGUGAGGAGAGAGCUGUUACAAAUUCCUUUGGUCAGAGGGGGAAAAGAGACAUUAUAAUAUUGGGAGUAUCUGCUGACACCCACGAAUGUCCCUUUUCCUCAGUUGCAGUUCUGGUGAGAGUGAUAGGGGCUCUGUGUCUUCCUUCAUUCAAAAUAUUAGUCAGUGUAACAAAAUGGGAGAGGAGAUGGUGCAGUAGUCUGGUUGGUACCAUUGUGGAAGGGCGAAACAAGAUACCCUGCAGACCACUGCUUUUGCAUUAGCCGGUCGGUGUUGACUGUAUAAUGGCCACCUUUAGUCCGUAAACCCUCCUGAUUUCUGGGCAGCAAACUAUUCUGUUUCAGCGCCCACUCCGCCACUUUGGAGACAUUGAAGGGGAAUGGCCAUAAUGGGACUCCCUCUUUGGAUUAGGUCAGAAUAUGGGCACAGACUCAACAACUGGACACAUUUCAGUAAGGCCUUUGAUAAGGUUCCAUAUGGUAGGCUGCUCUGGAAGGUUAGAUCACAUGGAAUCCAGGGUGACCUGGCAAAUUGGAUACAUAAUUGGCUUGAUGGUAGGAAGCAGAGGGUAAUAGUGGAAGGAUGCUUGUUGAACUGGAGGCCUGUGACUAAUGGAGUGCCUAAGGGGUCGGUCCUGGGUCCAUUGCUGUUUGUUAUCUAUAUCAAUGAUUUGGAUGAGAAUAUGCAAGGCAGGGUUAUUAAGUUUGCUGACGACACUAAAAUAGGAGGAAUCAUGGACAGUGAGGAAGGUUAUUAGAAAUUUCAGCAGGAUCUUAAUCAGCUGGGGAUGUGGGCGGAGAAAUGGCAAAUGGAGUUUAAUAUAGAUAAAUGAGAGGUCUUUUUUGGAAAGUCAAAUUAAGGUCGAAGUUUCAUGGUGAAUGGUAGGGCCUUAAGCAAUGUAGUGGAAAAGAGGGAUCUUGGAGUUCAGGUGCAGGGUUAUUUGAAAGUGAAGUCACAGGUAGACAGGGCAGUGAAGAAGGCUUUUGGCAGACUGGCCUUCAAUCUGGGCACUGAAUACAGAAGUUGGGAAGUUAGAACACAGAACAGUACAGCCCUUCGGCCCAUGAUGUUGUGCCGAGCAUUUAACACAAAUCAACCUAAUGUAAGAUCAACCUAACCUAAACAGCCCACAAUUUACUGCCGCCCAUGUGCUUGUCUAGCAGUCGCUUAAAUGUUCCUAAUGUCUCUGACUCUACUACCACCGCCGGCAAUGCAUUCCAUGCUCCCAUUACUCUCUGCAUAAAGAACAUAAAGACAUCUCCCUUAUACAUUCCUCCAAUCACUUUAAAUUUAUGGCCCCUCAUGACAGCCAUUUCUGCCCUGGGGAAAAGUCUCUGGCUAUCUAUUUAUGCCUGUCAUUACCUUGUACACCUCUAUCAAGUCACCUCUCUUCCUUCUCUCCAAUGUGAAAAGCCCAAGCUCACUCAACCUCUCUUCAAGAGACAAGCCCUCCAAUCCAGGCAGCAUCAUGGUAAAUCUUCUUUGUACCCUCGCUAAAGCAUCUACAUUCUUCCUAUAAUGAGGCAACCAGAACUGGACAUAAUAUUCCAAGUAUGGUCUAACCAGGUUUUUAUAGAGCUGCAGCAAAACUCUGCGGCUCUUAAACUCAAUCCCUCGUUAAUGAAAGCCAAAACACCAUAUACCUUCUUAACAAUCCUAUCAACUUGAGGGACUAUGUCCAUGGACCCCAAGAUCCUGCUGUUCCUCCACACUGCCAAGAGUACUGUCUUUAACCCUGAAUUCAGAAUUCAAAUUUUUCCUUCCAAAAUUAAUCACUUUGCAUUUAUCCAGUUUGAACUCCAUCUGCCACUUCUCAGCCUAGCUCUGCAACCCAUCAAUGUCAUGUUGUAGCCUGCAACAUCCCUCGACACUAUCUACAACAGCACUGACCUUUGGGUCACUGGCAAACUUCCUAACCCACCCUUCCACUUCUUCAUCCAAGUCAUUUAUAAAAUUUACAAAGAGCAGAGGUCCAAGAACAGAUUACUGCAGGACACCACUGGUCACUGACCUCUAGGCAAAAUACUUUCCAUCUACUACCACUCACUGUUUCUUUCAGCCAGCCAAUUCUCUAUCCAGACAGCCAAAUUUCCCUGUAUUCCAUACCUCCUAACUUUCUGAAUGAGGCUAUCGUGGGGAACCUUAUCAAAUGCCUUACUGAAAUCUAUAUACACCACAUCCACUGCUUGACCUUCAUCAACUUGUCUCAUCACAUCCUCAAAGAACCUAAUAAGGCUUGUGAGGCAUGACCUGCCUCUCACAAAGCCAUGCUGACUACCUUGAAUCAAAAUAUGUUUUUCCAAAUAGUCAUAAAUCCUAUCUGUCAGAAUUAUUUAUAAUACCUUGCUUACCACAGAUGUAAGACUGACUGGUCUAUAAUUCCUGGGGAUUUCCCUAUUCCCUUUCUUCAACAGAGGAGCAUUUGCCUCCCUCCAAUCAUCUGGUACUAUUCCUGUGGAGAGUGAGGAUGCAAAGAUCAUUGCCAAUGGUGCAGCAAUCUCAUUGUUUGGUUCCCCUAGUAACCUUGGAUAUAUCUGGUCCGGCCCUGGGGAUUUAUCUAUCUUGAUGCUUCCCAGAAUUUCCAGCACAUUGGCUUCCUUAAUAUCAAUCUGUUCAAGCCUAUUAACUUGGUCCACAGUGUUCUCACUAUCAACAUGGUCCCUCUAUUUAGUGAACACUGAAAAAAAAACUCAUUUAGGGCCUCCCCUACCUCUUCAGACUCCAGGCCCAAGUUCCCUCCACUAUCCCUAAUUGUCCUACCUUCUCCUUGAUCAUUCUCUUAUUCCUCACGUAAGUGUAUAGAAUGCCUUUGGGUUUUCCCUAAACCUUCCAUCAAGGCUUUUUUGUGCCUCCUCCUAGCUCUCCUCGGUCCAUUUUUGAGUUAUCUAGCUACCCUGUAAUCCUCUAAAGUUGUGCCAGAUCCUUGUUUCCUCAAUCUUAAGAAAGCUUCCUUCUUCCUUUUGACGAGAAGCUCCUCUGCUCUUAUCGUACAAGGCUGCUUCACCUCACCAUUCCUUGCCUGUCUCAGUGGGACAAAGUUAUCCCACUGCAGCAAACGCUCCUAAAACAGCCUCCACAUUUCUGUUGUGCCUGUCCCAUAGAACAAUUGUUCCCAAUUUAUACUCCACAGCUCCUGUCUAAUAGCAGUAUAAUUUCCCCUCCCCUUCCCAUACUACCUAUUCCUAUUCUUCUCCAUUGCUAUGGGGGUAAUGGUCAGGCAGUUGUGGUCACUGUCACCAAAAUGCUGUCCCACUGAGAGCUCUGUCACCUGGCCUGCUCAUUGCCUAGCACCAAAUCCAAUAUGUCCCCCAUCCCCACCCCAGGCAGCCUAUUUACAUAUUGAGUCAGGAAUUCCUCCUGGAUACACCUGACAAAAUCAGCUCCAUCUGGACCAUCUGCACUAAGGAGGUUCCAAUCAGUAUCGGGGGAGUUGUACUCACCCAUAACAACAACUCUGUUACAUCUUCACCUUUCCAGUGUUUGCUGUCCAAUUUGUUCUUCCAUCUCAGUGCUGCUAUUGGGGGGGUCUAUAGAAAACACUAAAUAAAGUGACUGCGCCUUUCCUGUUACUGACUUCCACCCAUAGUGUCUCAGUAAACAAACCCUUCUCAACAGCCUCCUUUUCUACAGCUAUGAUGCACUCUCUAAUUAACAAUGCUACUCCCCCCUCUUCUCUUACCCCCCUCCCUGUCCUUUUUAAAAGUUUGAAAUCCUGGAACAUCCAGCAACUAUUCCUGCCUCUGUGAAAUCCAUGUCUCUGUUAUGGCCACAAUAUGUCGUUCCAAGUACUGAUCCAUUGUCUAAGUUCAUCACUCUUGUUCCUGACUCUCCUUGCAUUGAAAUAGACAAACUUUAAUCCAUCCCCUUGCCCUAACAACUGCGUGUCAUUCCUGACAGACUCUCUGUUGCAUUUGUACAGGACGUUGUUGAGGCUGCACUUGGAGUUUUAUGUCACCUUGCUCUUGGAAAGACAUUAUUGAACUGGAAAGAGCGCAGAAGAACUUUACAAGGAUGUUUCCUGGAUUCAAUGGUCUGAUUUAUAGGGAGAGAUCGGACCAUUAAGAUUUUUUUCUUUAGAGCAUAGAAGACUGAGGAGGAAUCUUAUAGAAGUGUAUAAGAUCAUGAGAGGCUUGGAUAGGGUAAAUGCACCCAGUCUUUUUCCCAGGGUUGAGGAAUCAAGGACUAGAGAGCAUCAGUUAGAAGGGAAAGAAUAAAGAGGAACCUGAGGGAACAAUGUUUUUACACAGAGGGUGGUACGCAUAUGGAAUGAGCUGCCAGUAUAAGUCAUUGAAGUGGCUUUAUCAAUAUUUAAAGGGCAUUUGGACAAUACGUGGAUAGGAAGGAUUUAGAAGGAUAUGGGCCAAGUGCAGGGAAAUGGGGUUAGUGUUGAUGGACAUUUUGGUUGGCAUGGACCAUGUCGGACGUCUUAUUGUGGUCCAGCCAACUAUGCCAAGUUGUUGGGUUUUGCAAGGCCAGAGAAUAGGAGCAAGACAGAGACCAGCCAGGUUGUCUUUCUUGAAAGUACUUCUUAGUAUAUCUUCAAGCUUAAAUUUUAUUUACUGUAAGUAGAUGUGGCUUUUUAUACAGCAUUGCCACUGAAGCUUGUUUAUACAAUAUUUUUACGGUUAUCAAUCCAUACUAUAAUA